This is a messenger RNA of Xylona heveae TC161, 978 nucleotides long. RefSeq lists its product as hypothetical. The transcript has a single exon. Bases 409 to 834 code for a protein of 141 amino acids. Lineage: Eukaryota; Fungi; Ascomycota; Xylonomycetes; Xylonales; Xylonaceae. The record is from RefSeq and is a predicted model, not a curated record.
AAAAAACAAAGAUGUCGCAGGGAGCGGAGUCAAUAGAGAAACAUCUCAAGUAUCUCGAUUUUGCUCGAAUAUUCAACAACUGCCCUCAAACAGAUCACUCUAAGUACGCAAGUGGAGCCAAUGUUAAUGAGGAUAUCAAGCCGGUAUACAUGGAUGUCGCAAAGGAUAGAGGCUUAGCGGCCUUCGACCGCUCUCAAUUCUGAUAGGGCCAUGGCUUGGGUAAGGCAACGAGGCUGAGACGUGCAGCAGCAGGGCUGUGAACAUGCGCACUUCUCUACCUUCCGUGGUUGAGCUACGAAGCAAAUUUAACCAUUUCCAUGAAUCUGCAGCAAUUCUAGCUCGCUUUUGUCAUAACUUUUGACUCUUUCAACUUCCUUUACAUCUUCUAUUUCUUCAGGGAUCUUUGUCAUGGACAUUGCAACAGGUGUUGUUGGUUGCUUUGGGGUCGCUGUCCAGCUCAUUGAAACUGUCGACAAGAUUCAGAAAUUCCUUCGUUCUCUGGAUGAAGUUCCUGAAGAUUUGGCUACAAUCAAUUCGGCUUUGACUGUGAUUCGAAUUGUCUUGAUCAAAAUCAAGGCUGUCGGCAAUAUCUGCAAUAAUGACCAGGCAUUAUUGACUGCGCUACCUGAAUGUGAGCGGGCUGUCAAUUUUCUGGAUAGCGUGGUCAAAGACCUCGAACGAGGUGUAGAUGACAUGCAUUGGGUACAGCGGAUCCGGGCCAGAAUCAAAGCAGCGAGGAGAGAGGGAAAACUCGAGAAACUGGAGAGCAAACUAGAGCAAGCAAAAAGUACCUUGCUUUUGGCAGUGAAGUACGUUAACCGCUCACCAUGGUGAUUUCCGCCAAGAGAGAUCGCUGCAUUUUGAUCUCACUCUUUCAGAUAUGCAUUCUGAUUCUGUUAAAUUUCUGUCCAACAGUUUACAGGAAGUCGAAAUGAUGCAGACAAUCGUGCAACAAUUGGCUGCUAUGCAUGUUCGGGA